AGAGGCUGUGUGCGGCUCCACCCCUCCCACAGACAGCGGCAUGGCGAGCACAGAGACUGGAAGACAGUGUGAGACUGACGGCUGCAGCAAAGACGCCAAACUUCAGUGUCCCACUUGUAUCAAACUUGGUAUCCAGGGUUCCUACUUUUGCUCGCAGGAAUGUUUCAAAGGCAGCUGGGCGUCUCACAAGUUGUUGCAUAAAAAAGCAAAAGAGGACAGGAACCAGAAUGAAGCUAAGAACUGUGUGGAGACAGACACCAACACAGACCCGUGGUCAGGGUACCGCUACACAGGAAAGCUACGCCCUCACUAUCCACUGACUCCUAUGAGGCUGGUGCCCAGCGACAUUCAAAGGCCAGACUACGCUGAUCAUUCAAGAGGGAUGUCUGAGUCAGAGCAGUUUCUGAAGGGGACGUCACAGAUCAAAAUCCUCUCUCCAGAGGACAUUGAGGCCAUGAGGGUAGUGUGCAAGCUGGCACGGGAAGUCCUGGAUAUUGCAGCUGUGAUGGUAAAACCAGGAGUUACCACAGAAGAAAUUGACCAUGCUAUUCAUCUGGCUUGUACAGCGAGGAACUGUUACCCCUCCCCUCUCAACUACUACAACUUCCCCAAAUCAUGCUGCACAUCUGUCAACGAAGUCAUCUGCCACGGCAUCCCAGACAGAAGACCACUUCAAGAAGGAGACAUCCUUAAUGUCGACAUCACUGUCUAUCACAACGGUUUCCACGGAGAUCUCAAUGAAACCUUCUUUGUCGGAGAAGUGGAUGAAGGUGGAAAGAAGCUGGUUCAGACCACUUAUGAAUGCCUCAUGCAGGCGAUCGACUCUGUGAAGCCUGGAAUUCGCUACAGAGAACUUGGUAACAUUAUCCAGAAGCACGCUCAGGCCAACGGCUUCUCUGUGGUGAGGAGUUACUGUGGUCACGGCAUCCAUAGACUCUUCCACACGGCUCCCAACGUGCCACAUUACGCCAAAAACAAAGCAGUUGGAGUCAUGAAGCCCGGCCACGUGUUCACCAUCGAGCCCAUGAUAUGUGAAGGUGGAUGGCAGGACGAAACGUGGCCUGACGGCUGGACGGCAGUGACCAGAGACGGGAAGCGCUCGGCCCAGUUCGAACACACUCUGCUCGUGACCGAGACCGGCUGUGAGAUCCUCACCCUCCGUCUGGAAGAUGGCGGCCGCGCCCAUUUCAUGAGCCAAAUGUAGGCCGGGCGGCGUUGAGGAGUGGACUUCCCGGACACAGACAGCAGGCUCGCUGGCUGUUUGUCACACAAACACACAGAUAUAAAUAUAUGGAUACCAGAGGCACCGAUCAGAGAGCUCAGGCCAACUGUGGCUCUUACUGUUUGAAUUAAAUAUUGGUUCCUCAAAUUAAUGGAAAUACUUGAAUGUGUUAUAUAAAACGUGGAUUGAUUUUAUUAGUGAAAACUGUCCCAUGAAGGAAGUAAUAUUUAUGAAACUGGACU
Messenger RNA from Thalassophryne amazonica, 1464 nucleotides. RefSeq names its product methionyl aminopeptidase 1 (gene metap1). The record is from RefSeq and is a predicted model, not a curated record. Gene Ontology annotation, biological process: proteolysis. Lineage: Eukaryota; Metazoa; Chordata; Actinopteri; Batrachoidiformes; Batrachoididae. Gene Ontology annotation, molecular function: metalloaminopeptidase activity.